AUGUACCCAGCAAUGGAACCAAAACGACUCAGAGCCGACUACGGAGAGAUGUCCAAUGAGAUGAUUGAAGUAAUUGCCACGGACGAUUUGCUUGCGGAGGCCGUGGAAGAAGUAGGUGAUCUAACGGAAGGACGAGAGUACGUGUACCAAUACGACAACAUGGUUCAUACGCAGCAUGAUCAAAACAUUAUUUUCCAGCUCUAUCAACCAAUAGAAACAGUCAACGGCACAUUUUUGUGUAGAAUCUGCAUGGAACUUGGUGACACGAUCGAAUUUGAAUCCAAAGCGGAUUAUGCUCAUCAUCGUUACAAAGUCCAUGGGUCAUAUAAU
Messenger RNA from Ostertagia ostertagi, 330 nucleotides. The record is from the annotation of a GenBank genome assembly. Lineage: Eukaryota; Metazoa; Nematoda; Chromadorea; Rhabditida; Trichostrongylidae.